This is a messenger RNA of Brassica oleracea var. oleracea, 785 nucleotides long. RefSeq lists its product as uncharacterized. The record is from RefSeq and is a predicted model, not a curated record. The coding region runs from base 75 to 659 and encodes 194 amino acids. NCBI's taxonomy places the organism in Eukaryota, Viridiplantae, Streptophyta, Magnoliopsida, Brassicales, Brassicaceae. The transcript is spliced from 2 exons.
AUCUGGAAAAACCCUGAGAUUCUCUCUUCGAUUCCGAGUGACGAGGAAGAAGGGACGAAAAAGAAGCGGCGAAGAUGUUGCGUGCUUUAGCGAAGCAUGGGAGGAGAGGUUUUGCUUCCAUUGCGUCUCCGGUUCCUCCUCCGGUUCCUCCUCCGGUUCAGUGGCUUAAAGCUUUUAAAGCUGCAACUGAGCAUCUAAUUUUGCGUGGUCUCGUGAGUGGUUGCGGAGCGUCUCCUUGCUGCGCGAGGGUUGUUUGUUGCUUCGCCAGAAGAUCUGAACAGCUGAAGAGGAAGAUCAAUCUGGUGCACUACACUGCAGCCCCGUUGCCUCUCAAGACUUUUGUCUGGAACGACAGCGCUUCUUUGAUGCAAGCGUGUGUCAACAUUUCGGAAACCUACACCACAACCUUGUUCACUGUUGUGAUCGGUGUCGCUGGCCUUUCAUUCACGUUUGGGCUUCGUGACUACGACCUCAAGGGAACUGAGCUACGAUUCUCUGAUCUCGAGGCUGCUCAAGCGCUUAUGGUUUCCCUCCAGUCAGGCAUAACUACGGAGUUCAACAUCUACAAACAGCAGACUGGGGAGCUUGACAACCAGAUGGUCGAGAUGAACCUCCGGAUCGAGAAUUUGGAGCAAAAGCUUGCGGCUUUGUCCAAAUGAUUAUGAAAGGCAGAGACUUUUUACAGUUGAUGUCGUGUCUUUAGUUUCUAUAUGUUUCGGUUGAUGAACCUGUAAUAAUUACUACUUCGUGGUUGUGACUUUUAGAUCUUGCAUGUUUCUCUUUUA